Molecule: messenger RNA, 2043 nt
Organism: Sugiyamaella lignohabitans
Lineage: Eukaryota; Fungi; Ascomycota; Dipodascomycetes; Dipodascales; Trichomonascaceae
Gene: MSS4
Product: 1-phosphatidylinositol-4-phosphate 5-kinase
Exons: 1
Coding region: 1-2043 (680 amino acids)
Biological process (GO): phosphatidylinositol metabolic process
Molecular function (GO): phosphatidylinositol kinase activity
Source: RefSeq, a predicted model, not a curated record
AUGAAGGUAAGUAUUCGAAGUGGUGGCUGCUAUUGUGUCUUUACACCUGCUAACAAGUUAGGUAUUAAGCAGGUCGUUGCUGCUCCUUUGACUCAGGGCUCUGUCCACAAGGUCACCUAUGGACCCAAUUAUUGUCCAUCUAGUGAAGGUAAGUACUACGAAGUGUCUGCUGCUCUUUUGUCUCAACGUCCUGCUAACACCUUAGGUAUUAAGCAAGUUGUUACUGCUCCUUUGACUCAGGGCCCUGUCCACAAGGUCCCCCGUCGUCCUGUCUUGAGUGACAUCCAACGUCUUAACUCUGUGGCCAAAGUUGAUGUCUGUGAACAACAGGACCGUCGUCGUUCUGCGAGACCCUUUGAUUUUCCUUCCCCUCUUGACUCUAGUGUCUCAGUUGAAUCAAAUGAGACCCUCUAUGAGCCCACUUCUUGGAAACACACCAAGGCCAUUGACAUUGUUGGUGAACACACUACCUGUGAAGAGUUGAAUAACACUUGCUCUGCUCCCAUUGAUCAGGAUGAUGACAAGUGUUCUAAGUGGUCUUUUGAGUCUGGAAACGAGGCUGCCUUUAUCUGCCACCAGAUUCAAAAUGCCUGGUCCGAGGUGAACACUGAGGCUGCCUGGACUUCGCUUGCUGCCUCUUGGGCAUUACCUGAUUGCCCUAUUGAGAUUGAUGAGGCUUCCCCUUCCAUUGACUCCCAUUGCGAUGUAACAUUGGUUGAGUCCCAUUUGAAGACCUCUAGCAGCACUUUGGCUGGACCUGAGGACUCGAAUCAUUCCUUGAGUGUUGCCGAAACCACUUCUGCCAAGGUGGAUGAUCAGACCCCUUGUGCUAUUGCUGAUGCCCCUACCACUGAGGGCAGCUGUUCAAUUGACAGCCUUGAUGCUGAUGUAGUAAACCUAUCCAAGGGAUUGCCACAAUCAAUUGUUUCUGGUAGCCUUCAAGCUGACCCAGAGUCCGAGCUUCUCAAGACAGCUCCACUGGCUCCAUCAUCUGAGCCCAUUGCUCAAACUACCUCUGACGAUUUGGUCAUUCCAGUUGAGGGAUUUGACAAAUCUAAAACAUCAUUGUUUUUGACAAGAGUCAAGGCUAAGAUGGCUUCUUUUACAGGAAUAGGGGCCCCUAUUUCGAGAUCCACUCUUAUGUUCAAUGGUGUUCAAACAGCUACCUAUGCUAAUCCUCCCCCUUGUAGCCAGGAAUCCCUCACCAAGGCGAACAAGACAUACAGACUUGAUGGAGGUGCCUUUAUUAAGGCCUACUCGCCUAUUGUUUAUCAUUACAUCCGCACUCUUUGUGGAAUUGACUAUCAAGAGUUUUUAAACUCGUUUGUUUUGCAUUCUGAUUUGACCAAGACUAAAUCUCCCGGUAAAUCUGGAUCAGAUUUUUUGUUUACCCCUGAUGGCAAGUACAUUAUUAAGACCAUCAAACGUAAAGAGCAUAAAGUCAUUUCUAAUGUCGACUUUUUGGGCGAUUACUACAAUCAUAUCAAGGCCCACCCUAGUACUCAGCUCCCUUUCUAUCUAGGAAACUACACUCUUCUUGCCGAUGGAAAGAAAACACACUUUGUGGUUAUGAAGAAUUUGCUUCAGAAGGAGACUGAAUUGAUUUACGACCUUAAGGGAUCAAGCCAUGGCCGACAUGCCGGGCCUAGAAAAGACAAUCGUGGUCGUGUAGUGUUCAAGGACCUUGACUGGAUUGAUAAGAAUGAAGCUAUCUCCAUGACUCAAGAGGACCGAGACAAGUUAAUGGUUCAAGUUUCAAAGGAUGUCGAUUUGUUGAUGCGACACAACAUCAUGGAUUAUUCAUUGUUGGUAGGACUUCAGACGGACACUGGUACUUGUGAGCAACGCCCUGUUAUUGGUAUGAUUGAUACCCUUUGCCCAUUUGGUUGGCGCAAGAGAGCAGAGAACCUUUCCAAAUCACUAUUCCUGGGAGCCUCUGCUAUCGACGUUGUUCACCCUGAGAAGUAUGGAACGAGAUUCCUCAAUUUUGUUCAAUCUGCCGUGAUCCCUGGACCCGGCAGGUCAGUGUCUACUCAUUGUUAA